Molecule: messenger RNA, 4373 nt
Organism: Xyrichtys novacula (pearly razorfish)
Lineage: Eukaryota; Metazoa; Chordata; Actinopteri; Labriformes; Labridae
Source: the annotation of a GenBank genome assembly
UUUACUGAUAAUACUGUUUUCUUUUGUGAAACCCUUUGGGCUGUAUUUUGUUGAAUAUAAAAGGCGCUAUCUGAAUAUGGUUGAGUUGAGCGUGGCUGUGAACAGAUGUCAUUCAUUUUCAUUUCCAACUCAUGAAACUCACUUUUCUCGUGUGGUUGUUCUUUUUUGGAAGUGUGCCGGCACACACAGAUUCCCAAGGUCAUUUAUUGCUCGCGGAACACAGAUAUGAGCAUUCAAAAGAAAGCCGGAGAAGUUGUCAGGUAGGAUAUUAACAAUGGCGUCUUUCUGGUCGUCACAUGUCUCAUGCUUCCUUCAGGCUCUCUGGGUUGUCACAAAGCUGUCGUGGGGAGAAGUCACCUUCUUUAGGACUCUCAGGAGGUGCAGAGGCAGUAUCUCUCUGAAAAGAUUUGGGACUGAUCUUUUAAAGGAACGUGAUAUGUCAAGUGAAGCAAAAUCUCUAGAGGACAGCCACUGAAUAAUGCACGAUUACAUGUGUAUCACUUUUACGAUGUUGCCCAGCAGUAGUUACGACUAAAGAUCAUGUACAUCUAAAUUUAUAUACUGCUGCAGACGACAUUUUUCUGCCCUGUUUUACUGACUCCUCAGCUCACUGACAGAGACUUUAUGAGUUUAUUCAAUAAGAUGGGCACUUUUCCAUGUUUUUAUUUUGGUUGCAUCCUUUAUGUCAAACCGAAUAAAGUUCAUCUUUUAUUCUGACAGAGACAACCAUGACAUAGUUACCCUGCUAAAGCCAACACAAUGAUCUCACUCUAAUAACAGACAUUACAGCUCAAUGCCCUUCUUUCAAUGGGGAUGAUGCAUCAAGGGAAGUAACUAGAGUCACUGCUGACAGAUUCAUGAUUAACACUGACAACAAUACCUGAGUCUAUAAAUUCUGGUUUCUCUCCACUGCGUUCAACAUUCAUAGCCAGUAGCUACAAAGUCAUGGUAGAGUAGUCUUUUGUGUUUACAUACAGCCUAUUUUAUGGGUAUUACUGACACUCAUUUCAUGCAGCAUUCGUGUGUGUAAAUCUACAGGUAAGCUGGCAUUAUUCCGGGUAUCUUAUUUUGAUUAAUUCCUUGUACUCGUUGCCUCAGAUGAGUAAAUUAAAUAAUCCCUUACCCACGUGUUUUGCUCCUUUUCUGAAGGCAAGGAUGUGCUAAUUAUCUCUGCUCUUAUUUUCAGUCCGGCGCAGGCAAAAUAACCUUUCAGGAGCCUUAAGAGGAUAUCAUCAACAAUGUGGACCCUGGUUCUUAUUCUUUGUUUGGGAAAUAUUUUCAUCGGUGGCAAGGCCGCUGAUCAGCAUUCAGAGCCAUCCCCUGUAAUCCCGCGCUCAGAAACGGCCUCCCCUGCUCUUUUAAUACUGGAAAAACAGAAAUCCAACAGCUCAAUUCAUCCACCCCAAGUAGCAAGACCAAAAACACCGCACCCUCCUAUGUGCCUGGAGUCGGCUGGGAUCAGAGGCACUUUCAAAUAUAUCAAUACUGUGGUGUCUCUUGUUGUUUUUGUGGUUGGGAUUGUGGGGAAUUCAGCCUUACUGAGAAUCAUAUACGUAAACAAAUGCAUGAGGAGCGGACCUAACAUUCUCAUUGCCAGUCUUGCUCUGGGCGAUCUGCUUCACAUUGUGAUAGACAUUCCAAUCAAUGCAUACAGGGUGAGUAACUCACUUCAUGCUGUGCAGUUAUAAAGAGAAAACUAUGCUGCACCUUUUCCUGCUCUUUUGAUCCUUUCUAACACCACAAUCUCACCUUGAAUUGAUUGUUAAUGUGUUUUCUUUUCACUCUGAAAAUUGCUCUUUGUUGUUUCAGCUCAUGGCAGAAGAUUGGCCAUUUGGUUUGUUAUUGUGCAAACUCGUCCCUUUCAUACAGAAAACCUCGGUUGGAAUAACAGUGCUGAGCUUAUGUGCUUUAAGUGUGGACAGGUAAGGAGAUAAGCAGCACCGUCCUCAGCCUUACAAGAAAAUAGCCUUGCAAGGAAGUGUCUGUGUUCCAUCAAAUAGACAGAUUUCUUUAGCAUUAGCCUUUAACUAAAGCAAUAUAUAUAUCUUUGUUACAGACACAUAGUCCCUCAAGCCCUAAUAUUUCCUGAUUGAUUUUGCAGAUACAGAGCUGUAGUAUCCUGGAAACGAAUCAAAGGCAUCGGGGUCUCGGUGUGGACAGCAAUCGAAAUAACUCUGAUAUGGGUUAUUUCUAUUCUGCUGGCGGCGCCUGAAGUGGUCGGCUUUGAUAUGAUAACAAUGGACUAUAAAGACAAGCUUCUGAGAAUAUGUCUGCUUCAUCCCAUGCAAACCACACAAUUCAUGCAGGUAGGGUAACAAUCUCCAAGAUAAAACAACCAGAUCAACAUGUGUUUGUCAGGUGUUUGAUGGAAAUGUGACAUGCAAUGUUUCCAACUGAGUUUCUCCUCUCACAGUCUUGGUGUUGCCCUUGUAAACCCAGGCAUGUACAUGUGAAAUAUUGUUUUAUGAAUGCCGUAACAUAGCAACCGCUGGGCUGACUGUAAGCUCUGUCAUGUUUAAUCAACAGUUUUAUAAAUCAGUAAAGGACUGGUGGCUCUUUGGCUUCUACUUCUGUAUGCCACUGGCUUGGACUGCGGUUUUCUACACUCUCAUGACCAGGAAAAUGCUCAGAAAUACUGAGAAUACACUCAGCGACCACACCAAGCAGGUUAACACUUUAAGGCCACUUUUUUCUCUCUUUUUAAGCACAUUUGAGUGUAAAAUCGACUUCGGUAUUGAUCUUUUUUUCUUUUUUUUUUGUUCUUUUCAGAGGAGAGAAGUGGCGAAAACUGUCUUCUGCCUGGUGAUUGUGUUUGCACUUUGCUGGUUUCCUUUAUACUUAAGCAGGAUUUUGAAAUUAACCAUAUAUGAUGAAGUAGAUCCAAACAGGUGCCAGCUACUCAGGUAAGCAUCAUGAAUCUGGUCCCUCUUUUUGCACUUUUUAGAAAGUGAUUUUGAAUAACUAAGACUUUUAUUCUUCCCUCUAGUGCCUUACUGGUCUUGGAUUAUUUUGGUAUGAAUAUGGCAUCUCUAAACUCGUGCAUCAACCCCAUUGCCUUGUAUGUUGUCAGCAAAAGAUUCAAAAGAUGUUUCAAGGUAAGAUGCAUAUACCACCCUGCAGCUGUUUAUGUUUUGCAACUUAUGUAGGGCACUAUUGAAUUUUAAGGCAAACCCGGUGGGGGGUGAAAACUGUGAUCCACAUUGGGUGAGCUAUCAUAUGUGUCAUCAAGGACAUAUGGAGUCAUGUCUGUAAAGUGGCCAGACUGGAGCGAGCAAUGACCCGAGGGGGUAAUAAGUGAAAAUGGUCUGGAAAAACAUCGUCGGGUAGAGCAAGGGGAAAAAAAAAAAAAAAGAAGAAAAACAGACACUUGGCAAUCUACCAGACAAUUUGUCACCGAGUCAGAGUGAUGUGCGUUGAGGGAGAAGAAAACAUAGCUUCAAGGCAAUUUUCAAGGGAAAUUUCUCUUUAAAAGCCUUUAUUGUAUUACGAGCUCAGAAGGACAUAUCUAAAACAUACUUUGAUUUGAUUUGGCUGUCACCACACCAGAGUGCUUUGAUUUGAUUUGGCUUUUUACACACAAGAGUGCAUGAAAAACGACCCUUCUUUUGCAAUGUGUUUUCCUUGCAUAUUUAUUUUCGGAUUUGAUGCACUUUUUCUUUAAGUGUAUCCUUUUUUCCAAUAAAGGGACAAAAGUCAGGAAAUUUUCUUCCUCAUAUGUCAUUGCAAACUGAUAUAAAGCAGAACCACUUUCACUGUGCCAUUUAGCAAUUCUGUAUUAAAGCAACAAGUCUGUUUACUGUAGGUCAUUACUCAAAGACAUGCAAAUAGCGUUCCACUCACAUUAUCCCUCACAUAAAUAAAACACAUAAUGUGCCAUUUUCAAGCACAUUUAAUGCCUGUUGUUCUCUAACCAAACUUCCUCUUCUCUGUGUGUUUGUGUGCGGUCUUUCAGGCGUGUCUGUGCAGCCCGUGUCUCCCUCUCCAAGCUGUUACCCAUGACGAGGUGCAGUCUGUUUUGAAGUCCAGAAUGCAGGAUCAAGCCUCAGAGCAGAGCUGCAACAUCAAAGCUCCCAAGCAGACUUCCACACCUCCACCUGGGCAGGAGAACACCUUACUGUGUUAGCAAAGCUCAUGUGGAACUGUGAAAAUCACUGCUAAGGUCUAAAAUAUUUCUUUAUUAAAUAUAUAUACGGCUAUCAAAGCAGCUAGAGAAGCAGCGGAACAACCUUGACAUGCCUUCCUAAUGAUAUAAAAUACCUUGUGAAUAGCACGUCCUUUGUACUGCUGUCGUCAGCUGAACAUCUGCUUUGGCAUGAGCAACCUGGAGUCAGACUGUUCAGACUAUUUGCCCUCGGGGGGCUUGACUCACUCCC